AUGAUCUAUCAAACAAGCCGAAGCGCGAUACGCAACCUCGUCGCUGCCAACAAGAUCCCUUCAACUUUGUUGCGGCGAGGCUUAGCAUCCUCUGUGCGUCUCUGCAGCUAUGCGGACACAAUUCCUAACCUCGCCGCCGGUCCACACUCCAACGUCAUCGUCCAAGGUUUCACCGGCAAAGCCUCCACCGUGCACACCCAGAUCUCCCUCGACAUGGGCACCAAUGUCGUCGCCGGCGUCUCUCCCGGCAAAGGCGGCUCCAAACACCUCGGUGGCCGACCUGUCUUCAACUCGGUUGCCGAAGUCCUCGACGCCGGCAUUCGUGUCGAUGCCACCUCCGUCUUCGUUCCGCCCGCACUGGCAGCCGACGCUAUCAUCGAAGCCAUCAAAGCCGAGAUCCCUCUCAUCGUCAGCGUCGCCGAAGGUGUACCCGUCAAAGAUCAGUUUCGCGUUAUGGAGGUGCUGCAUUCGCAGUCCAAGUCGAGGUUGGUCGGAGCGAACAGUCCGGGGUAUUGCAACCCAAGGGGAUGCAGGAUGGGAAUUGCACCCAUGAUCACCUGUGCUCCUGGUCCGGUCGGGAUCGCUUCGAGAUCAGGCACGCUGUCGUACGAAGCUGCGUAUGCGACCAAAAGUUUGGGUCAGUCGUACAUCCUAGGUCUCGGAGGCGAUUUCUACCCGGGAACUCGUACCGUGGAAGCACUCGAGUUCUUGUUCAACGACAAAGAUACCCAAGCCAUCGUUCUCGCAGGUGAGAUCGGAGGUACGAUGGAGGAGGAAGUCUACACGCUUCUCAACGACCCCAAUUGCAAGUACAGGCAGAAAGAUGAUAAGGACAAGUUCGUCAAACCCAUCGUAGGCUUCAUCGCCGGUCUCAACACUCCUCCAGGUCAGAUGUUCGGCCAUGCAGGAGCCAUCUGGAGAGACGACACGAGCAGUGCCGUAGAGAAGAAGAUGAUGUGGAACGAUGUGGGCAUUCGAAUGGCCGAUGCAAUUGCUGAUGUCGGAAAGUUGAUUCAGCAAGAGAUGGAUAGGUACGGAGUCAAGGCGAAUAAGCAGUAG
Molecule: messenger RNA, 1059 nt
Organism: Pseudozyma hubeiensis SY62
Lineage: Eukaryota; Fungi; Basidiomycota; Ustilaginomycetes; Ustilaginales; Ustilaginaceae
Product: succinyl-CoA ligase subunit alpha
Exons: 1
Coding region: 1-1059 (352 amino acids)
Biological process (GO): tricarboxylic acid cycle
Cellular component (GO): mitochondrion; succinate-CoA ligase complex (ADP-forming)
Molecular function (GO): succinate-CoA ligase (ADP-forming) activity; succinate-CoA ligase (GDP-forming) activity
Source: RefSeq, a predicted model, not a curated record